ACCCACUUCUCCGACCACUGCGCCCCUUUCCUCUGUCCGCUACCACCACCUUCUCUCCUCCACCUCUGCCACAGAGUUCCGCCGCCAUGACGAAGGCAGACUGCGGCCAGCACGACGACGAGAAGAAGAAGCUCUACCGCCGCAUCAUUUGGGUAGUCCUCAUCUUCCUAGGCCUUGUCCUCCUCACCAUCCUGAUCAUCUACCUCGUCCUCCUCCCAUCGAAGCCGUCCUUCGUGCUCCAGGACGCCUCCGUCGUGCAGAUGAAGGCCACCGGCCCCGGCCUCAUCACCUCCGCCAUUCAGGCGACAAUCGUGGCUCACAACCCCAACAACCGCAUCGGCAUCUUCUACGACCGCAUCGAGACCAACGUCGCCUACCUCAACCAGCAGAUCACCCCGUCGGUGAUGCUCCCUCAGACCUACCAGUCCCCCGACGAGUCCUGCGUCUGGACGCCGCUCAUCUGCGGAACCGACGUGCCCGCCGCCCCGUACGUCAUCGCCUCCAUCCAGCAGGCGCCCAACUACGCCUCCGGCUCGUUCUCCGUCCGCAUCGCAGGCAAGCUCCGGUGGCAGGUCGGCAGCUGGACGUCCAGCCACUACGGCUUCUACGUCCAGUGCGACGCCUACCUCCCCCUCUCCGGCGGUCGGGGGCCCCACAACUUUCUCCCAUCUUACCCCUGCCGCACCGAUGUGUGGUCGCAGCCAUGACAUCUCCCCCUAAAAGUAUAGAAGGUGGUGGAUGAAGGUAAAUGAAGAAUAUAUAGUCUGCUUUUGCUUGUUCCAUGUAAUCUGUAAAACUCUUUCUCACCUUUCAAGUUCUGUUCUAGAACACCAAUGAUUCUUAAUAAAUUUUAUAGGGAAAUUUCUAAUGGUCCUUUGUUUA
Nymphaea colorata (pocket water lily) is the source of this 882-nucleotide messenger RNA. RefSeq names its product NDR1/HIN1-like protein 1. The coding region runs from base 87 to 707 and encodes 206 amino acids. Gene Ontology annotation, biological process: defense response to other organism. The transcript has a single exon. The record is from RefSeq and is a predicted model, not a curated record. Lineage: Eukaryota; Viridiplantae; Streptophyta; Magnoliopsida; Nymphaeales; Nymphaeaceae.